Molecule: messenger RNA, 1116 nt
Organism: Fusarium subglutinans
Lineage: Eukaryota; Fungi; Ascomycota; Sordariomycetes; Hypocreales; Nectriaceae
Product: 3-hydroxyisobutyrate dehydrogenase
Exons: 7
Coding region: 1-1116 (371 amino acids)
Biological process (GO): L-valine catabolic process
Cellular component (GO): mitochondrion
Molecular function (GO): NADP binding; NAD binding; 3-hydroxyisobutyrate dehydrogenase activity
Source: RefSeq, a predicted model, not a curated record
AUGCAUGCCCACAAGACCCUCCGACAACUCAGCCUUGGCUCGAGCUUUACUCGUUCUCAGCGAGGACGUACGUGUGACUCAUCCCAUCGUCGUUUUGUGACAUCCGCUGUCACUUCAUCAAUUGACAGGUCUAACACAAUUGGCUUUAUCGGCCUCGGGGCCAUGGGCGGUCAUAUGAUUACCAACCUCAUUUCAAGGUACCAGAGCCCUGCCAGCGGAAAGAAGGUCGGCUUCGCAUUGUGUGAUGUGAACCAGGCCGCGGUGGACAGCAUCAUUAAACGCCAAAACCCUGAGCAUCCCGACGUGCCUCUCAUUAGCUGCUCAACGCCUUACGAUGUAGCACAGAAGGCUUCUAAAAUUAUCACAAUGGUCCCCACCGGAAAGCAUGUCCAGGAAGUAUACGUCGGUCAAGGCAAAAGUGUUCUGAGUGCUCUCAAAGACAUGAGUCAAGACCAACGCACCGAUACUCUUUGCAUCGAUCAGUCAACCAUCGAGCAAAGUGUCAGCAAAGCGGUUGCCCUGCAACUACGACAGGUUGGGGCAGAUCUGGUGGACGCCCCAGUUUCAGGAGGCGUCGUUAGUGCAGAAAAGGGAACAUUGGCCAUCAUGGUAGGAGGGUCCAAGACCUCCUACCAUCGCUCGGUCCCCGUCCUUGAAGCUAUGUCUCGCAAGGUCACGUAUUGUGGUGACCUCGGAGCUGGACUUGCCGCUAAGAUCUCUAACAAUCUCCUACUUGGUAUCACGAUGCUUGGCCUAAGUGAGGCGAUGCUACUGGGAAAAAGACUCGGAGUUGAUCCGCAAGUCCUUGCUGAUAUCAUUAACAACUCUACUGGGCGAUGCUGGUCUAGUGAGAUCAAUCACCCCGUUCCUGAGGUCAGGGCUGGAGACGCUAGCCCUCCAGCUCAUCGAAGGUACGAGGGCGGCUUCGUAACCAAGCUGGCGCACAAGGAUCUUGCCCUCGCGGUAUCGGCCGCUGCAGAGGCCAAUGUCCCUCUCGCGGUUGGAAGAUGCGUUGAGGAGACGUAUAGACCAUUGGCCAAGUCUAAGGAGUUUGGAGACCGCGACUUUAGUGUCAUAUACGAGGCUCUUGAUACCUUGGGCUCUACCAAGGUGUAA